CGAUUCAUGCUUGGCUGCUGGGGCGGCCGGUGGCAAUGGAGAUGUCUGCGUUUGAAUCGUAUUUUCCUUUGCGUAGAAUGUAGCUCAUUGCGUUACUAAUAGGAACGACCAUCGAGUGUACCUAAUCCUCCCUACUGUGGACUAUAUGCGAUGAGCAGUCACAUAGUUUAGAGGUCAUCUGGAAGGCACGCUGUUGUCGUUUGCUGUCACAAAAUGCGGUCAACACUUUUCCUCAUGAGAACCCCCGGUAUCCGGGGGCUAUGGUUUUCUACAUGUGCCAGAACCCGAUGUUCUCAAACUGUUGCCGAAAGAUAUGACUCUGACUCAGACUCAGAAGCAGAGACUCGGGUGCUUACAAAACAUAAAUGGGACGUGGUUAUAUCAGGGGCUGGACUGGCUGGAGCUGCCCUCGCUUGUGCACUGGGAACGUCUGAGGUCUUCGCUGGUAAAAAGGUGCUUCUUAUUGAACGGCGUACGCUUCGUACAGAACAUGAAGGAAACGGCUGGAGCAACAGGGUGUAUGCCUUGACUCCAGGAAGCAAAACUUUUCUCGAAGAACUCGGUGUGUGGAAACUACUCCCCAAGUCUAAAAUGCAAGCUGUAAAUCGCAUGCAGGUGUGGGAGUCUCACUCAGAAGCAGCGAUCACAUUUGACGCUGUGACUCCCGACGGUGUGGUUGCCUACGAUGUCGAUCUGCCCAAUCUGAUGGAUGCCCUCUACAAACGGCUCUCUCAAUUGCCGGGGGUUCGUGUUUGUUCCAGGGUGAGAGUGGCAGAUUAUCAACUGCCCACCCUAGAACGGAAGAACUUGGGUGACUCCUGUCCGCCAGUCAAAGUGCGUCUGCAAGACGGGAGUUGCUUUGAAGCUUCCAUGCUGGUUGGUGCGGAUGGCUUCAAUUCCCAAGUAAAGAAAGCCAUGGGUGUCAAGUCGCUGCAAUGGAAUUAUAAUCAGAAAUCGAUCAUAGCCACAUUGCAAUUGGCUGAGUCUGUGGACAACUCAAUCGCUUGGCAACGCUUUCUACCCCACGGUGUUGUGGCACUUUUGCCACUGGAUUCAGAACACACAUCUCUCGUCUGGUCACUGCGUGCCGACCUCGCGGAUAAACUCAUGAAGAUGGAUGAAGACAGCUUCGUGGAUGCCCUCAACCAUAGCCUUUCUGGGGCAGGAAAGAGGAAUUCCAUAGUGGACAGUGUUAUGUCAGGUGUGUCAUCAACACUCAAGGCAGUUGGAUUGGCGCCACCUGGGAUGCAACUGCCAAUGCGGAUCCUGAGAGUGACGCCAGGCAGCAGAGCCACAUUUCCCUUAGGAAUGAGUCACGCUACAUAUUAUGUGCUACCCCGGGUUGCCCUUAUUGGCGACGCAGCGCACAGAAUUCACCCAAUGGCCGGGCAGGGUGCCAACCUUGGCAUCGGAGAUGCUCAGGGAUUAGCGGAGCUACUCAUUAAAUCCGUGCAAGAUGGUAAUUCUAUCGUUCCUUUCGAUGCUCUGCUGGAGUACGAGACACAAAUGCAGCGUCACAACGUGCCUUUUCUGUGUGCCGUCGAGGCCCUGGUGUACCUGUACCAGAUGAACGUUGCUCCGGUUGUACUAGCAAGAAGCAUUGGGCUGCAGGUACUCAACUCACUUACAGGAAUUAAGGACUGGAUAACGCAUCGGGCAUCCUACUAGAUAUUGAACACAAAGGCUCAAGACGCGAGUAAAUAUUUAUGUGAACGUGAGUGCUUGUAGACGACGGAUGUACUCGAAAAACUGAAUAAAUAAAAGUAAGAAUGAUAA
Ornithodoros turicata is the source of this 1776-nucleotide messenger RNA. RefSeq names its product ubiquinone biosynthesis monooxygenase COQ6, mitochondrial-like (gene Coq6). Gene Ontology annotation, biological process: ubiquinone biosynthetic process. The record is from RefSeq and is a predicted model, not a curated record. Gene Ontology annotation, cellular component: mitochondrion. Lineage: Eukaryota; Metazoa; Arthropoda; Arachnida; Ixodida; Argasidae. The transcript is spliced from 12 exons. Gene Ontology annotation, molecular function: 2-octaprenyl-6-methoxyphenol hydroxylase activity; FAD binding. The coding region runs from base 214 to 1668 and encodes 484 amino acids.